AUGUUCUACGCGGCCGCCCACACGGGUGUCAUCUUUGACUACAAUACUGGGGUUCAGCGGCUUCUGCAGGGCCAUGUGAACCCAAUCUCAGCCACAGCCGUCUCGAAGGACAAGAAGUGGAUUGUGACUGCCGACACCGGCCCCGACAGCAUGAUGGUCGUCUGGGAGCGUGAGUCUGGCACGCCGGUGAAGACCUUCUUCAACCCGCAUCCGUAUGGCGUCCAUGCCCUGGACAUUGCCCCGAAGCUGCAGUACCUCGUCACGCUGUCAGCGCCCAUACCCAGCAGUGACCCAUUAGCCUCCACCUCUGGUCAGGCGCCGGAUUCCACAAGCCGGGCAGAACAAGGCAAGAGCCAACAGAAGGAGGGGGAGCAGGACUAUCAAACCAUCUCUGUUUGGGACUGGCCGUCCGACAACGAUGGUCCAAUUUGCACUGCGGCCGUGGGGACGCAGGACGUGCAGACUUGUGUGCUCUUCAAUGCCUGGGACACGCACGAGAUCGCCACCAACGGAAAGCGCAGGGUCUUCUUUUGGACCUGGGACGUCGAGCAGCCUUUCCAGUUCUACUCACCGGCUUUAGCGCCGCGGGACUUCAAGCAGCGGAUUGGUGACUACACGCAGACCAUUUUUCUGCCCGAGUCCACGCAGGCUGCGACUGGCACGAUCGAUGGUGAUGUGGUCAUUUGGGACCUGUCCCUGAUUGUAGAUGGCCUGAGCCGCCCCGAUGAGAGACGGGCCGUCAAAAUCAUCAGGCUUUGUCCGGAGGUGUCUCUGAACGUCUUACAAGUUCAUGAGAAGGCACGGGUGGUCAUCGGCACUGCGGAUGGAGCCGUCCGCUUCUAUGACUACCAGUUCCGGGUCCAAGCAUGGUUCGAAGACCUCUUGGCGGGGUCGGUGAAGUCCAUCUCCUUUGAGAGAGCCAAUGAGGAUGGAGAGGACUACGAGCCCACGGGAAUCAGCGCCGGCGUGGGCGUAGAGGACGACUUCAAGUGCCCCAACUUUCUGGUGAGCACAGGCUCGGCCUUAGUGGUGCUGGUGGAGUCGAAGUUGUUCUACGAGCUCUCUCCGGAGAACCGGAGAGGCAGAUUAGUUCUGCAAGGCUUAGACUCGCCUGUGCAUGGGCUUUCCUGCCACCCUCAACUGCCGCUGGUAGCUGUUUGUGGCUAUUCAGGCUUCCUCCAUAUGUGGAACUACAACACCAGGUCUCUGCACCUGGUGAAGAUCUUCGAAAAGCUCGUCCCGCAUAUACUCCAAUUCUCCCCGGACGGGAAGCUGCUGGCCGUGGGCUUCACCAACGGCCACUGCAAGCUUCUGAAGUCCACGGACCUCUCAGAGGUGGUUUCCUUCAGAGACUCACGCGACUGCGUUACGCACAUCGCCUUCAGCUCAGACUCCUGCCACCUUGCCUUGGCGCACGCGGAUCGCUCGCUGUGUCUGUACCGGUUUUCGCAUCGUCCAAACGACAAGAAUUUUCCCAAGGAGUGGAUGUAUUCAGCGAAGCACAAGUCCCAUUGGCGCCCCAUCGUGGGCCUGUGCUUCUCCAGCUCCGAGUCGGAGAAGCUGAGGCUCUUCUCCGUGGGUGAGGACAGACGGCUGGUGGAGUACAACGUGAAGAGCUCCGAAUUUGGUGGCCUGCAGAUUGUGCAGCCAGAUACAGUUGUGGAGCAAGAGGCUCGCCCAACUGGUUGCAUGUGGUACCCAUACAGCGGCGGCAAGGGUGACAACCAAAAGGUCCUCACCAUGAACGAUGAGUACAAGUUCAAGAUCUGGAACACCGUCAACAGGUCCUGCCGCAAGACGGCUCUAGCGCCAACUUACGGUGGGCCCAUCACUAGGAUGACGCCCGUGUACGCAGAAGCAGAUGGGGAGGACCAGUUCAUGCUCUAUGCCACUCACGAGAAGGUGCUUGGUCUGGUGCAGCUGCCUUUGGAUGGCAACCCGAACAAGUGCAUGGGCCUCAUUGCGCACCCUGGGCAAAUCGCGGCCAUCUCUGUGGACUACCAGGGCCAAUACGCCUUCACCUGCGGCGGCAAUGACCUCACUGUGAACCAGUGGCUUAUUGAUCCACAACCAGUUGCCAACGCAAGCGUCAUGGGCGGCUCCGGCAUCGAGCCCUUCGUGAAGCUCUUGGAUGGGGGCGAGGAUGGUGCCUUCUUCUGCGACAUGAAGGACUACUUCUACUACUCGCAGAUCCGCUCGCAAGACGAGAACACCACCAAGGCAAGAAUGCUGGACGGCAUGAUCCCAGUGCAGGAGAUCCCGCACUUGAUGUGUGCUCUGGGGUAUUUCCCCACACAGCUGGAGAUCACCAACAUGACCAACGAGGUGAAGUACUCGAAGUUCGCUGAGACUGGCGAGUACGUCGAGAGGAUCGCCUUCGACGACCUGGUGAAGCUCUACGUCAACCACCGACCUGUCUUUGCGGUGGGCCCAGAGCAGAUCCGGCAGGCCUUUGAGGCCACGAAGAGGCAUGAGCCUGGCCCCUUGUCGCGGGAAGCUUUCCUCAGUCUCCUCACCAGUCAUGGCGAGAAGAUGAGUUACGAGGAGCUGGAGCGAUGCUUGGAGGCUCUGGUGGGUGACUCUUCGAUCAACCGGGUCUUGGAAGAGGAGGUCGAUGCACUGGACUUUGCCCACAAUGUCCUGGGACUCGCCGAAGCGGAGGACGAAUCGCAGGAGGCAGCCGCACCUGCGGAGGGCACCUCGGAGUGGGCCGGUACCACGUCCUGGUCAGCUUGCGAAGCUGUCAUGGUGUGCUCGCGUUUCACCCGAUUUCACCGGGCCUUCCAAAUCCUGGAAGCCCAGACGGUUCGAAUGCCAAGGAGUCUGGAGUUUCACAGUGCCUCGACAAUAUUCUCGCAGGACGAUGUCCCUCGCGCUGGCUUGAUCGACCAGAGGCCUGGCCCUUCUGAGAAUGUCCUGGAGCAGUUCCACAUUGGUGCCACGCUGACCGGAUCGGCACAGGCAGACUACCGCUCAACCAUGGAGCAAUUUGGGAACUGGGAGACUCCGAUGCACGUGCCCCAGUCUUUCCCACUUCAAGUUGGAGCACCGGUCACAAAUUGCCCACCUCCUUCGGAGAGCGUCAUGUGGAUUGACAAGAGGCGGCUGGGGCCCUCCGCUGUUGCUUUGGAUGCUUGGAUGCAGGCUGCCGCCCUUCUAAGACCCCCGCGGCUGGGCUGCCCCGUGGGCGCGCUGGUCUGCGAGGCGGUCCGGGACUACCAGGGACGCAAAGCCGUCCACUUGAGCAUCGAAGGCGCAGCGCUCCUCGGCGCUGGCGAGGUCCCUCCCGAGCUCGCGGCGCUGCGGAGUGAGGGCCAGGUGGAGUUCGUGGAAGGCUUGCGCUUGGGGAAGCAGCCCUAUGCGGGCCCCCACUCUGCGGCAGAGGAGGUCCCGUCCACCGCCGAGGCUAGCUUCACAUUCAUCGAACUCUUCGCCGGAAUUGGAGGCUUCCGGCGCGCGCUGGAGCCGCUGGGCGGCCGCUGCGUUUUCGCGUCGGAGAUCGACGUCGACUGCCAGGAGGCGUACGCAGCGAACUUUGGAUCUUCCAACCUGUACGGCGACAUCACCAUGGUUCCGUCAGAGGACUUGCCGCGGCAUGACCUGCUGACCGCAGGCUUUCCAUGCCAGCCUUUCAGCCGCCGCGGCGAGCGGCGCGGCUUCGAUGACGCGCGUGGCGAGCUUUUCUUUGAGAUUGUCCGCGCCCUGGACGUUUGUCGCCCCAGGGCUUUCUUGCUGGAGAAUGUGUGGAACAUGCAGUUCCUCGACGGCGGGCACUGGGAUGGAGAUCCUUCCAAGUGCGUGAGCGGCGAGGUCUACGCCAGGGUCGUGCACUGCCUUGAGGAGAUCGGCUACACCGUCCAGACGGAGCAGCUGAAUGCCGAGGGCUGGGUGCCGCAGAAGCGCGCGCGGCUGUACUUCGUGGGCAUCAGGCGGGACCACCGGGAGGCUUUUGCGCGCUUCCGUUGGCCCGUGGCCCCAAGCGAGCGCCGCAUCAGGGAGGUGCUGGAGUCGGUUGGCAGCGAAGAGGCCCUGCGCAGCGAGCUGACGGAGGCGCAGUGGGCAGCUCCCUGGCCUGCCUUGUUGUCUAAAGGCCUUGCGGCAAGGGUCGGCCUGGCCGUCUGA
Messenger RNA from Symbiodinium natans, 4122 nucleotides. NCBI's taxonomy places the organism in Eukaryota, Dinophyceae, Suessiales, Symbiodiniaceae. The record is from the annotation of a GenBank genome assembly.